Messenger RNA from Colletotrichum lupini, 4248 nucleotides. RefSeq names its product fungal specific transcription factor. The transcript is spliced from 8 exons. Gene Ontology annotation, cellular component: nucleus. Gene Ontology annotation, biological process: regulation of DNA-templated transcription; DNA-templated transcription. The coding region runs from base 1 to 4248 and encodes 1415 amino acids. The record is from RefSeq and is a predicted model, not a curated record. Gene Ontology annotation, molecular function: zinc ion binding; DNA-binding transcription factor activity, RNA polymerase II-specific; DNA binding. NCBI's taxonomy places the organism in Eukaryota, Fungi, Ascomycota, Sordariomycetes, Glomerellales, Glomerellaceae.
AUGGCUGGUUUUCCCUUGAUGCGCCAGACGAAAGCCGAAAUGCUCUGCAGAGAGGCGACAACUAAGCAGGAAAGCCACGCCGAUCAUCCGUUCCUUGUCCCAGUCGCCUUGCUAUUGAGAGUCACGAGUGUAUCCGUAUGCUCUGUCAGUCAACCUAGAAGCCGGCUGUGGAACACGCGAUGGGGAUGCAACCUAGAAGAUGCAAAUCGCCAUUUGCACUUACCUCGGAAAGGACGGCGAUACUGGAAUCACGAGAAGCAUGUAGCUGUGAUCUUCACGAUUAUUUCACGUCACAAUUGCAGCCGUCAAUUGCCACCUGAUGACGAUACCUUUGAGAUAUCCCGCCUUUCAUUGCCGCCAAAUGUUCCACAACAGUUCUCGCUGAUUAGAAUCGUUCGAAUAAAGGUCAAUAUGCCAGGAUUGAGCACAACAGCCCCCCCAGCCAUCUUGCGGGGCCGUCCGGUCGAAUACCAAAUCUGGACCAGAUGUACCGCUGAGCAGAGGCACUGGAGUUGGACGGCAGACUAUCAAAAAGGUACGAGGAUCCGUCAUACGGCCCUCGUCUCCCAAGCCAAGCGUUUGGCCCAACAAGAAGCUGUAUCCCUCUGGCAUAUCACACGAAUAAUAUGCACAAAAUGUUCAGCGAAAGCGGCGAAGGGACUUGUCACGCCGUCCAACAGGACCCUCGUGAAUGCAAAUGUACUUUCCCUCGGGGAUGGAGAGCAACUUCGCUCGUCUGUUCCGGUUGGCACUAUCCAGAAAUCCGACCCCUCGUGCCCUCCCACCAAUGCCCGCCUCAUUCCUUCUGCGCGUGGGGUUGAUCAGAGACAUGGGGCCUGGUGUGUGGCCAGCAUGGACAUUCACACCAUACGGAUGGCACACCCGCCUUUUCUACAGGCUUGCAGAACCAACAGCCCGGACGACGGCGACGAAGGGGUAGAAGCAAACAUGCUUAUUCCAGACUCUAUCGAUCUAGUCGGUGCCGGAGAACCCCUCCGGAGAGGCGGGCAAGCAAUGCUAGCCGGUGACGCCCGGCACACGGUCAAUUUUGGGGGCCGACAGCACGGCCGGCUAGAAUUCAACCAUUUGCCCACCCUCCCACGCCUCCCUGCACCCCGGCCACAGGGCAACUCUCUUUACCAAAACGCUUUCACCAGCACAGCGUUCAUUCAGACUCAUCGUUACAAGCCAAACUUCGCUUAUCCAACCACUGCAUGCAUCAUCGAUCCCGAGAUACCAGCCUUACCUGCCAUCACCAAAGCUUCGUUCAUUGAGCUCUCCACCUCCGCAAGCAAAGAAGUAGGACUGCGUCUGUCCAGUCAUCGCAUCUUGAUCACCUGUCAAACCCGAAUUCGUCCAGACACUUAUCGUGGAGUGCGAGUCACCCGACACACUGCAGGUAUUUCGUGUAGCACCUGGAAGCAAACACCCGUCGGUUGCAAGCUGUCGACAGCCACUGCCUGCUCAUCUUCGUCCAACUCUGCGGACUUUGCCCUCCCCUAUCUCAAGUCACUCUGCCACGAGCACAGUCAUCCUGGCGCAGCGCGGGUUCUACAGGAGGGGAGCCCACUGGCCCGAACCGUCACAAUUUCUUCCCAACUUCGCAUCCAGUCUAUACUCUCUCCCGCGUCGGAUUCCGAUGACGCACCUACAGCGUCCUCUACUCACACCACGCCGAAGAGGAGAUAUCAAGAAACAUUUUCGCCUUCGGAGAGAACCUCCGCGCCCCCCGCUGUAGCAGAGCCCGCAGAUAGGCAAGCUUCGGGAGGGGCCAGAUUUCACACUUCCGUCCUGCCCGACGACGAUGACUUGAGGCCGAUCUUGGCGGGAGGCUCAAGUGCCAAGAGGCCCUCUAGAGCCAUGCGGCCGCCGAUGAGAUCCAGCAUAGCUUGUUUGAGAUGCAGGAAAUCCAAAAUCAAAUGCGACAACGACAAUACUGGAUCGCCUUGCGACACGUGCAUCAAGGCAGGACACAAGUGUGAGUUUCCUGAUCCAACACCUCUUCCGGCGAAACGAUCAGAACCGCCGACUGCGCCGAAGCAGGAAAGGGAAGUCGGGCAUGACCGGAAGCGAGUGAAGAAGCUCGAAGAUGCCACGUCCUCUGAUGGACGUACUGUCGCCGCGCUUGCUCAGGAAGUGCUUUCGGCGCCCUAUCUUACCGUCGACUUGUGGCAUCAACUCUUCGACAUAUAUAAGCUGCACUUCGCUACCGAACUCCCGUUCUUACAUCUCCCGACUCUCAAGGGUAUCAUUCACGACAAAGACAUCAAGAAGCCGUCAACCGAAUCAAAUCUGAUCCUUUUGGGCAUUCUGGCUCUCACCGCAAGAUUGCACCCCGACUUGGUCAAAUAUGUGGCGCACAUCACACAUGACAAAAUCGCCGGCCCAAAAUCUCGCGGUGCUCUACCCAGGCCGGAGCCAUCAAUGGCCUCAGAGUACUUCGCAAACGCUCUUACAAAGGCACUGGGACAACUCGAAUCAGCCCUGACAUCAGCUACUGUCGUCCGUGUCCAAGCUUUUCUCAUGCUCGGCUUGUACAAAUGGAGCCAGCCGAACGGCGGCCUAGCGGCAUGGAUGUAUGUUGGCGUUGCCAUACGGAUGGCUCAAGGCUUGAAAUUGGGGUUCGGAGACAAGCCUUUGAGAGGGAGGAGAAAUUUGACUCUGUCUCCUCGGUCGAGUAAAUCUACUCAACUACCCUCAGACCGUUGGAAAGACCAGGAGAUUAGGCGUCGUACCAUGUUCAGUUGCUUGAUACUGGACCGUCUUUUGUCCUGCGGAUCUGAUCGGGUUUCCAUGGUUCGGUCCGACGAUCUUCAAAUCCAGCUGCCAUGCACUGAACACGCCUUCGACCUAGGCCGCGUUGUCUAUACCGGAUUCUUACGACAGGUGGGACAUGGCAUGGAGCCACCAAUCGAUGACAGUGUCUUGAGUCGAUUCGUGCAACUAGCAGAUUUCUGGGGCGAUAUCACCAAGUACAGUUUCGCGGGCGGCCGCCAUACGGAAUCCCUUCCGCCGUGGGACCAAGAGUCGACUUUCUAUCAACUGAAUAAGAAGGUAGAUGCCUUUUACGCUCACCUUCCGGAAGAGUUCACCUGGUCUAGCUCGAACUUUUGGAAACACGACAACAGCACGUAUGUGUCACUUCACAUGCUGGGUGCCCUAUGCAAAAUCAUGCUGCAUCGCGAAUACAUCCCGUUCAUCGCCAUCAAAUGUUCCGAGCCGGUUGGUCCUCUGGACGAGCCCGUCUUUGACCCCGAAACUGUUCCCGACCACUUUUGGGAGCGAAGCGCAGAGCAGGUUUUCAAGGCUGGAAGGGAAAUCAUCGACCUCAUCUCGACAUGCCGAGACAAGCUUCCUCAUUCGUCACUAGUCAUAUUCGCAAUUUGGCAAGCAGCGUUUGUUAGAAUAUACGCAAGGCACUAUCCCCACAUGGAUACUCAAAACCACAUGGUUAGUAAACAGGAGAUCGAAGAACGGAAUUCAGGAGCCAUGUCUGAGAACACGCAGACGGGGAACACCAGUAUCGCUUUCCAAGCAUUGACCAAGGUUGCACCUUACUUCAGCAUGGCCUCCAAUUACGUCACGUAUUUCAAGGACAUUAAUCAGUAUCUCACCAAGGUCUACUCCGACUACACAAAUCGAGGUUCGAAGAAGAGCGGAGACGGUUCUCUAACCAUUCGACUGGGAGGAGGUGGCGGCGGACUAGAAGAGUGGAGGGCAAAGGCCGACAAGAUUACGAGCAACGGCAUCAUCAUGGACGAUGACCGUCCAACCGCCUACGACGGCUCUGAUGGAUCGCGGGCUAGCACAUUGGAAAGAAGCUCUUCCUUGGGACCUGAGUAUUCUCAUCUCAGCGGGAGCGGUUCGGACAGCCGGAGGGAUUCCCGCCAAGCGUCGUCAUUUACCGCCAUCAACGCCGCCGCAUUCCACCAGCAAGCCGGUCACGAAGGCUAUGUCGGAGGCAUUCCACAUCACUCACCAACUCAGGGCUUCCCGCCAACUCCCGGCUCCCUAUCAAACGAGGCUACGAUGGCUAAUGUUAAUGCCGAGACAGUCAGCAUCGAUUCAUAUGUGCAGCAGAACCAGGGUCAGCGAUUCGGCACUAUGCUUGAGGACAUUCAGGAAUUCACGACGGGCGGGAUGGUCUGCGCGCCCAAUAUUGGUGACUGGGACAUGCUCAAGCCCCCCUUCUACACGCAGAUGGCCGGUGGCAACCCGUUGCCCCAGUUCAGCGGGAGUUAUUCUUGA